AUGCCGCCCGCGCAACGACCCACAGGCCCGGCCAUGCCUAUCCCGUCGAAAGGCAAGCGCAGAGGCCAAGCCACCGGCUAUCACGAACAGAUGACCCCUGCCCGAGCUUUCGACACGGUCACUCAAGCUGGCAGGGGUGGCAUCGUCCCGCUCGCGACAAGUUCGCAACCUACGCCACAGACGCAACUGGAGGAGAUCGAGCGCACGCUACCCGUGCAUAUGACUCAGCAGAUCCAGGCGCCGCCUGCACAAGACAUAGCUCCACUACCCAUAGAGAGCCCCGUCGAGACUUCUCAGUCGCGAGAGGAUACGCCCGCCAUCAAGAAUCACCCCAUCGUCCACUGGAUACCAUUGCGCGACGAGUACAUGUUUGCUAAGCUUCGUCUGGCUGGCCGCCCCGGUGUUGUGGUGUGGGUCAACGAUGAAUGGCAGCCGACGAGUCUGCGACAAAUGGGGCAGAUCAUAAAUUUCGGACAUUGGGAUGGGAGUCGUUGCGGUCUUGUGCGACGGUCGAAUCCGAAGUUUAUCGUGAUUGACACGAACGGUAUUCACGAGAUCAGCGCCAAGUUCUGCGGGUGCACUGGUACUAAGGUGCCCAUACGUGAUCAGCUCCUAGCUGCUCGAAUGUGGCCGUCGACAACGGAGAACCCUCAUACUGCUGCGACAUUCGAUGUUCUAGAUCAGUUCGAUGCUCACAGCGCGUCUGGGAAGCAAAACGCGUACGACUUUUACAACGCGCUGGAAGCGCUGACCGACCCAGCAGGGCUGAUUGAUAUCCCUGAUCGAUCAAAGACGUUCUUCCGCAUAGCGCACGAGAGCCGCCAUGUACAGCUUGCCCAACGAGGUGGUCGUGGGCAUGACGCACGCGGCGGCAUCGACAAGACAGGUCGAGGUGAACUGGCGGUUCUUUGUCCGGCAUGUCCGCACAAGGGUAUCAACACGGAUAUCGUGGACAUUAUCCGCAAGAUAUCGCCUGAGCUAGCUGACGCCGCCCCCAUCUUCAACGACCUGGUACAGCUCUCGACGGACUGCAACUUUCGCGCUAAGAACAAAGACAAUCGCUCUACGCUCAAAACUAGUCCCUACCUCGGGGACGGGAUGGCAUAUAUGGUUCCGUAUCAGCCAUACGAAGACUUUACAUCCAACAGCGCAUACCAGGAAGAGUUGAGCAAUUGCAACAGAUUUGGUGCGCUCGUGCUGGCGAACCUGAAAGCGGGGAAGGGUCUUAGAACGACCGGCAUUGGAGCGGUGUUCUGCUCACGACACGAAUUUUUCUGGCCAAACUCGAUCGGCACGCUCGUGAAAGGCGAAAGAUAUUGCACGAUGGACUUCAUCAUCGCGUCUACGCUCCGACGUGUACACGUCUCGAACCUCAACCUGUACUACGACAUCGUCUGCCAGUUUACUCGAAAUCUGCACACACGAAUGCUCAGCGUUGAGUCUAAAUCAUUUAUCUAUGUCGGCUCACAGAAGAUCCUUCACCAUCUGCACAUCACGUUCGGAAUCCCAAAGUUUCACAAUCCGGGCCACAUGAUCUCCUGCCAACUUUGGUUCAACAUUUCAUACAUAGUCGGCGCAGGCAACACAGACGGCGAAGCGUCCGAGCGCGCUUGGGCUGGUCUCAACCCCGCGUCCUCGAGCUUCAGGGAGAUGGGUCCCGGCACGAUGCGUGAUACCAUGGACUUCUUCGCCGCCGCCUGGAACUGGCGAAAGACGAUCAAUAUGGGUUCAUCGCUGGAGAAAAAGAUGGAGGUGGCGUUGAACGAAGCGCGUGAGCAUUGUGAAAUCUACACUGGGUUGUGGCAAGUUAUUCGCGGAGAGGACGCAGGGCUGUGUGAUGAGUGGCUCGGGGAGGCGGUGGCGUGGGAGGAACGGGAGAUACUUGACGCUCUGGGUCGCCCCAUCAUCAAGGGACGAGACGCCGUUCUCAAUCCGUACGAGUCGCGUACACAGAAGCAAUCGCUGGAGAAGGCGCGGCUUGCGAGUGCCGAGAUCGCGGCCAAAGCGACGUCGGACAAGGCGCCACUAGAUGGCGCGUCGAGUAAGACAGCGGCGAUGGUAAACUUCGUCCUCAUGGCCUUCAAGAUCGAAGUUACACAGUGGAAGGUGGGACGGUCCAACAAGAACAGGACGUUGAUUCAGAAAACGGAGCGCCUCGAGCAGCGAAUGGACCUCGAGCGGCAGAUCCGACUGUUCCGCAAAGAGCAACAGUGGAUGAUGCCUCUGGUCUACGCCGCUAUCCAGGAGUUGGAGGGGGUGGAUAACUCGCGCGACGACACGAUCGACGAGGAUGAGGACGAUUCGGGCGGCAAUAACGUGGACGUCAAGGAUAUGGAUUCGAAGGUAGUCGGCGGACAGUUAUGCCUGCCAUCUGAGCUUGACCGCGACGUCGUACGCACACACGGGCUGAUCGAGCUCGCAUGCGAAGAGCUGAAGUUACGUUGGGCCGGUAUGGCGGACUGGCUGGACGUUCUGCGUCAACAGCUGCGGGUCCGUGGCACGGUCGACAAGUGGAAGACGGAUCACGUUCGUGGGCAGGGCUUGAGCACGCGAGCGCGUACGAAGCAGGAGGCGAUACAGGCCAACGUGGACACAGCCAAACAGAUGUACAGGCAUCAUCGGGAACGCUACGCGACGUUGAUCAGCUUUCUCGAUGAGGAUGAGCAGCGCGCACUCGUACCGGCCAAAUGGGAGGAGACGUUCGAGGUCCUCGAGGAUCGUCAUUGCAAGCCGCUGACGCAUCGUAUAUUGUUGAAGAUGGACGACGAGGAGAUCAAGCACAUAAAAAGUGUGGUAAGUGGCGAGCAACCAAGUGGCCAGACGCACCACAAGAUUCCCUGGAUUUGGUACCGCAUUAGCGCGGGAAGCAAGCUGGAACUCAACGACGACUUGCGCGUAGAGUUCGUCAAGUGCCGGGCGCGAGCAAUGAGGUGGGUGGAGGAGAUAUUCCACUUGGCGUACGAGAUGGUUCGCGUCCCCGCUUUUUGCGAGGCGCGCUCGCGCUGGUGGUCAAGCCGGGCGAGUGUGAAGCUGGACGAGACAGUUGAGAAGGAGCUGAUGGAUGGGGUGCAUGCAUAUGCCCGCCAACAGUCCACGAUGUUUAGAAGGCAAGGGAAGGGGAUGCGGAGUCGCUUCGAAGGCUCGCUGGAGAAGGCUGCGAGGUUCGUGCGUUACCACGGUCUGGAUGGCUUGCAGAAGAUUCCGUCGGCAGUAUAG
Molecule: messenger RNA, 3216 nt
Organism: Peniophora sp. CBMAI 1063
Lineage: Eukaryota; Fungi; Basidiomycota; Agaricomycetes; Russulales; Peniophoraceae
Source: the annotation of a GenBank genome assembly